Leptopilina boulardi is the source of this 3964-nucleotide messenger RNA. Its product is annotated as venom dipeptidyl peptidase 4-like. NCBI's taxonomy places the organism in Eukaryota, Metazoa, Arthropoda, Insecta, Hymenoptera, Figitidae. Bases 31 to 2394 code for a protein of 787 amino acids. The transcript is spliced from 14 exons. Gene Ontology annotation, biological process: proteolysis. Gene Ontology annotation, molecular function: serine-type peptidase activity; dipeptidyl-peptidase activity. The record is from RefSeq and is a predicted model, not a curated record.
AUUCCCUCUCUUUUCUUUACAUUUCAGGACAUGAUGACGAAGAACAAGCGUCGCAAUUGGCGUCGUUUGUUGGCUGGUGGAUUAAUCGCGAUUGUUGUGUUGGCAUUGGUGAUCACAGUCGCUAUUCUACUAAACGGUAGUCCCAAUUCGACGGAACCUAAAGCGUUAACUGCAGCCGGCAUUUCUCUGGAAGAAUGGCUCGGAGGGUCGCUGUCCACGAAAAGCUUUAAUGGCACCUGGCUAAGUGAUGACGAGAUCCUUUACAGAGAUGAGAAAGGCAGUUUGAUUAUUUUUAACGUCACCUCCAAAAUUUUCCGCACGAUAUUGGAAUAUAAAAACAAAGCAUUGUUGACUAGUUUCUACUACGAAAUUUCAGCGGACAGAAAAUAUUUGCUCCUAGCUUCGGCCUAUCAAAAGCUCUACCGACACACAUUCCUUGCCCACUACAGAAUCGUGAACCUGCAAACUCUAGAGGAUUUUGGUUUUCCGGACAAUGAAUCGGUAUUUUUGCAAUUGGCAACAUGGGGCCCGAAAGGAAAUUCAUUGGUCUAUGUUUAUCAAAAUAAUAUAUAUUAUCGUCCGGCUGCUGAAAUGCCCGAUAUUUAUAAAAUAACAAACUCUGGAGUUCUUCAUACUGUUUAUAAUGGCGUUCCAGACUGGGUGUACGAAGAGGAAGUAUUCGGUUCUAACAAGGCAAUAUGGUUCUCGCCGAGUGGAACAAAAAUGGUCUUUGGAUACUUUGACGACAGAUAUACGCCAAUAAUGAACCUUCCAUAUUAUGGAUAUCCUGGUAGCAUAACUUUUCAGUACACGUCAGUCAUUCCCAUUCAUUAUCCAAAAAGUGGAACAACGAAUCCAACAGUGAAAUUGUACUACGUCGAUUUAGAGAAAGUACUAAUAGAAAAUGCAACUCUAAUUGAAAUAGAGGCACCGCCUCAUCUCGAUGGUAGGGAAUCUAUUCUGGCAGCAGUGAAUUUUCCAACUGAGAAUAUUGUAUCGGCAACAUGGAUGAAUCGAGUUCAAAAUGAAUCCUAUUUUCAUCUUUAUGAUGUUAUUACACAAAAUAGCACAACGGUACUAUCAUAUGCGGAGGCAAAAGGUUGGGUGGAUCAAUUUGAGCCACCAUUAUUUAGUAAGGAUGGAACGUCGUUCCUUUUGAUCUUGCCACAGAAACAAGGUGACAGCGGCGAUUGGAAGCAUUUAGUACUUGUUACAAACGCAACCACAGAUACCAAGACAACCGCACUAACUUCCGGCACCUUUGUUGUCACGGAAAUUAUCUCAUGGGACGAAGACAACCACUACAUAUAUUAUUUGGCAACAUUGGAAAAUGAUCCAGCACAACAGCAUUUGUAUCGAGUAUCAACAUUGUAUAAAAAUUUUAAAUCAGAAUGUCUCAGUUGCAAUGUUAAGAGCAAAUCUGAUGGCGUUCAAUGUCUCUACAAUCUAGCAAAGUUUUCACCCGGUAAUUCACACUACGUGCUCACCUGUGCUGGUCCAGGAGUACCGGAUAUUUCUAUCUAUGACAAAAAAGCAAAUAAACUAUAUUCUUGGGAGGAUAAUCGAGCUGUUGCGGAAAUAUUGUCUGUAAAAGCACAACCAAUCGUGAAAAGACUCAAAGUUCCGGUUCCCGGUGGAUUUGAGGCUCAAGUUCAAUUAAUGAUUCCACCAGGUGCGGAUACAUCUGGAUCAACAAAAUAUCCCAUGUUGGUUUACGUAUACGGUGGACCAGAUUCACAUCAAGUGACAGAGAAAUUCAACAUCGAUUGGGGGAAUUAUUUGGUCACAAACAAAAGCAUCAUUUACGCGGCAAUUGAUGGAAGAGGUUCAGGAGUCAAAGGAAACCGGAUGCUGUUCGCAGGAUAUCGUCAUUUAGGAACCGUGGAAAUUGAAGAUCAAAUUGGCGUGACAAAGUAUCUCAAAAAGAAGUUUUCAUUCAUCGAUCGAACAAGAACUGCAAUAUGGGGAUGGAGUUAUGGUGGUUAUGCGGCAGGAAUGGCUUUAGUCACUGAUACAGCUGAAGUUUUCAAAUGCGGAAUGUCAGUUGCUCCUGUAACUGAUUGGGCACUUUACGAUUCAAUUUAUACUGAGAGGUUUAUGGGUUUACCAUCAUCGGCUGACAAUUUAAAGGGCUAUGAGGAAGCACAGCUUCUUAAAAAAGUCGAUAAAGAGAGUGGAUUUAAGACAAAGGGUUACUACUUAAUUCAUGGUACCUUCGAUGAUAACGUACACUAUCAACAAUCUUUGAUGCUUGCCAAAGUUCUUGAACAAAAGGAUAUCUUGUUUCGGCAACAGACCUAUACGGAUGAAGAUCACGGUAUAGUUCAAUCUCGUUAUCAUCUCUAUCACUCCUUGGAAAAUUUCCUAGACGAAUGUUUUGAAACAUCUUCCUGAUCAACGCAUUUUUAUUAAAGAAAACUAGGAAUUACACUGUCAAUCAUAUUUUGUAAAUAAAAUUGCCAAAUGUACAUAGUUUAUGUACAAAAAAAAAAGAUGAUGAAAUUGUAAUAUUUGUGUGUUCGUGUAAAUAGAAGAAGAUUUUUAAAGAUCGUCGAGACUAUAUUAUAUAUAUUGUGCCAAUUCGAGUGUAACAAUGGGAUUAAAAGUUGUUUUUUAUAUUAAAGAAAAAAAAGAAAGAUAUAUAUAUAUAUAUAUAUAAAUAAAUAUUAUAUAUAAAUAUUUAUAAAAGAAAAAAAAAUGAAAACUCCUUUUGUUAUACUCAAAGAUCGAAUGAAAUCAGUGGAUUUCGAAUAUACCUGAUCGUAACGACCUAAAAUUAUUAGAGUUUGUACUUAUUUACGAGUUAGACACUUUUUAGUACGUGAACAAGUUUUUUAAAGCCAGCUAUUUUAUGAGAAAACUUUGUUACUUAAGGAGUAAUUUUAUAUAGAAGCACACAAGGGAGAAAAGGAAAGGUAUAAACUUGUAAUCUUUCGAAUAACUGAUCCUAUACUCGCUUCUGUUGGUUAUAUUAUAUAUACUUUCAAGAACAAUUUUCAUUAGAGUAUGAUAAUAUAUUUUACCUAACUCAGUUAUAUAUCUAUACAAUGCUCUACUAAAAUUUCACGAAGAUGGAUUUUUUUUUUUAUUUAAACAAAUUUUCACUCUCUCGAUAAUAUUUUGAAUACUUCUUUUGUGCGAGGCAACGAGUAUUAGAUAAACGAAGGUUAUAGUGUAUUAUAAUUAUUUUUACUAUCAUUGAUAUUUUUCCAUAUAUAAUUUUAAAUGAUAUUAUUGUAUUAUUAUUAUCAUUAUUAUUGCCAAUAGAAUACUCUCAUUGUAUUUUUACUACUACAUUAUUUUCAAAUUAUAUUUAGUGAACUAUUCUCAAUUUACAGAUACAGUAAAACCUCGUAAAGUCAAAGAAAUUAUUUUAUUUUACCGUAAUUGAGUCGAUAACAAAUUUUUAAAUAAAAUUUCCAAUCAAAUAUAGAAUAAAAACAUUACCCUUAUAUUUUAUAUUAUCGAGGUUCAACUGUACAUGUAAAUAUGGUUUUUGUAGAAAAACUAAAUCAUUGUGAUUAAAAUUUUCUUUUUUAAUUUUAGAAUAGCAUAUCUACAAAUUGUUAUCUAUAAGUCACGUCAUUUAAUAAUAAUAAUAAUAAUUAAAAAAAAACAAGAGUGCACAGUAGUGUAAAUAUGCAACUAUCACGUUUUAAAGUAUUAAUAAAUAAAAAAAUUUUGUAAAUCAAGGACCACUGCGAGCAAUUUUAAAGGUGGAUCAAAGUGAAUUUAUUGAAACGAUUGUUAAUUCUUAUAAUAUCUUGAACUCAAUUGUACAUAAAGAUUACUUAAUUAAUUGUAUAACUGAUAUAGAGAAAAUGUUGUUGCGAGGAAUACUUGUGCGGAAUUAAUUCGUAGUUUUGCAAAGUUGCUUGAAAAAAAAAUUCCCUAUCAAUUAUUUGUUGAGUGUAUUAAAAAAAAUAAAGCUCUAUGUUUUAAUAAUAAAAAAAAUGAAAACUCA